AUGGGAUUUAGAUAUAGACGCUAUGCGCUGUUACAAUUAUCCAAAGCAAACCCCGCCACUUUAAACAUUUUUGCUACUCGUCCAAAUCCGAAAAAGAAACGAAAAUCACGAACAGCUUUCACAAAUCAUCAAAUUUUCGAACUCGAAAAGCGUUUUCUCUACCAAAAGUAUUUAUCACCGGCGGAUCGUGAUGAAAUUGCAGCAGGACUAGGGCUAUCCAAUGCACAGGUGAUCACUUGGUUCCAAAAUAGACGCGCCAAACUGAAACGGGACAUGGAGGAGCUCAAAAAGGAUGUUGAAAGUGUGAAACAAUUACAAGACCAGUCAGCAGACAUCAGCAGCCGCAGCCAUAUACGCAGCCAAUACAUCCAACGGCACACACCAUCCUCCCAUGUAUUGGUAUUGAACACCGCAGCAGCAGCAGCAGCCGCGGCACACCAGAAGUCAUCCUUAGCUACAAUGGCAGCAACAGCAGUAGCAGAGGAUAAGAAGGAGCUGAAGAUGUUGAAAAUGAUGACACUGAUGUACUACAGCGGAAUGGACGUUGUGGGGAAAGCCUCGAGCGGCACUGUAAUCUGAAACGACGACGAGUUCCACAUAAUAUAGAAUUUUGCUUCAAACUUCUUUAUUAGCCCAAUUUUAUGUUUAAGGUUGAAUGAACUUUGUUUCUCAAACUCGUAUACAAAAUUCAGUUAACGUUCUAGGGUUAAUAAUGUCCUAUUAAUAUAAGCCGAAUGAGAAGUGCACGUGUACUUAAGCCUAACUUAUUUAUAAUGAAAUAUGCCAAAAAAGUUAA
This is a messenger RNA of Teleopsis dalmanni, 796 nucleotides long. RefSeq names its product transcription factor LBX1-like. NCBI's taxonomy places the organism in Eukaryota, Metazoa, Arthropoda, Insecta, Diptera, Diopsidae. Gene Ontology annotation, biological process: regulation of DNA-templated transcription. Gene Ontology annotation, molecular function: DNA-binding transcription factor activity, RNA polymerase II-specific; DNA binding. The transcript is spliced from 4 exons. The record is from RefSeq and is a predicted model, not a curated record. Bases 1 to 579 code for a protein of 192 amino acids.